AGUUCCCUUGUAGCCCACGUCCCCCAAAAUAAAUAUUUCGGUCCUUCCGUUUGGCCUUCCGGAUUCGACAAUCAACGAGAGAUGAGUGAAUACUCGAAACCAAUCUCGGUGUGGUGGGACAUCAACAGCUGUCCGGUUCCCACUGGUUAUGAUCCUCAUCUGGUUGGUCCGAGAAUUUCAUCGGCUGUGGCGGAUGCUGGCUACGAUGGUCCUCCUAACAUCACUGCCUUUGGCAACCUAGAGCACAUCCCUGAUGAGGUCUUGCUACAGAUCAAUUCCACUGGAAUCGCUCUUAGACACGUCCAAUGCGAUUAUCUAGAGGACAUGGUUAAGUGUUGGCUUGAGCAGCCGAUGUGUUUUAUGCUCAUCUCCAGUCAUGAGCAACUGGAAAUCUUUGCUCCUACUUUGUUCAAGAUACAACCUCUCUUAUCCUCCAUUCUUCUGGCACAUCCUGGACGAAAAGAAGGUUCAGAAUGGCUCUGGAAAAGCUUCUUCCGCAGUGUUAGAAGAGAGCUUAUCUGGGAAACCUUAUUGUCAAUGGAUUCAGGGUCUGCGGAUAUUAGUAAACAGUUAUGUAAAGCAGGCCAACUCUUUUGCAAAACAUGUGGUCCUUGGUCGGGGAGUUUUGAAGAUUUCACUAAGCAUAUCAAGUGUCAAAAACACACACCGCAAGUAAAAGUGAUGAGUGAUCAACCAAAGGUAACCAUGAGAUCCUUUGGCCCCGUUCAUCAUUUUCGGCCAAGUGGGCAUGUGCCGAUAACGACUGUGCUUUGGGACAUGGACAGCUGUCCGCUUCCCGAUUCUUUUAGUCCUUGUCUGGCUGGUCGGAGUAUAAGAUCGGCAUUGAAAAAUUCAGGCUACCUUGGUCCGGUCACCAUCACCGCCACGUUCAACCUAGAUCUCAACCCACGCACUGCUGACCUCCUGGAACCGCUCUUUUCCUCUGGAAUCAAUCUUUCAAGCAUCUUCGGCUAUUGUCUGCCUCAGUUGUUGUUUGCCUGGAGAAUGAGUGCGCAACCUCCGGCUAAUUUAAUGCUCAUAUGUGGUGAUACUACACUGGAAACGUUAUCUGAAUCUCUUUUCUGCAUAUGCGAUGAGGGAUGCACCAUUCUCGUGGCACAUCAUGGACGAAAACCCGUUUCAGCAGAUCUCUGGAAAAGCUUCCUUUCACUUGUUUCUAGAGAUUGGAUCUGGGAAAGCUUCCUAGGUUCUGCAGACGAUAAAGACGAGGCUCUUGAGUACAAGUGUAGGGAAACGGGUUACGUUUCUUGCGAAAUGUGCGAAUUUUAUGGCUACAGCCUUGAAGAUCUCGCCACUCAUUUCAGUAGUGAUGAACAUUUAGAGGAAGUGUCCGACCGUACUCCUCUAGACAAACAUAGCUCUUCUACUUCUGCCGUAGAACCAAAGGGCAAUGAGAGGGAGACUAAGACUGAACAUGUAGGUGAACAAGAGACCAGCUGCGCACCAAGAGGCACCAAGAGACCAGCUGCGCACAUUGGUCCAUCGGGUCUCUAAAAGAUUGAAUGGUUUUUGUUCUACUCUAGCGGGAAAUGUUAUUUUAUAUUUAGUCUCCUCUUUCUUUUCUUUUUUAAAUAAACUAUCACAUGGGAUAUAUAAAUAUGAUAUUGUGUUCGCUU
This is a messenger RNA of Raphanus sativus (radish), 1637 nucleotides long. RefSeq lists its product as uncharacterized. The record is from RefSeq and is a predicted model, not a curated record. Gene Ontology annotation, biological process: regulation of gene expression. The transcript has 9 exons. Lineage: Eukaryota; Viridiplantae; Streptophyta; Magnoliopsida; Brassicales; Brassicaceae. Gene Ontology annotation, cellular component: peroxisome. Gene Ontology annotation, molecular function: RNA nuclease activity. Bases 82 to 1515 code for a protein of 477 amino acids.